GUAUAUAAUUCCGCGGUGUCGACAUUCUUUGCACCGAGCGACUUAAGUGGCAUUGGCGGGAUGAAACGCGAGUACAUUCGCGUGUCCCCCAAUUGGAGACAAGGGUACGCACGCAAAGACUGCGUGUUUGUUAUUACUGACCCAAAUGCUCAUGGAAUGCUGGGUAUGGAUGUUGCCCAGGUACUUACCUUUUUUUCUUUUCGGCUCAGAGAUAGAUAUUAUCCAUGCGCAGUCGUCCACUGGUUCAAUCGAGUCGGCGACACACCAGACGACAAGACUGGCUUGUGGAUGGUGGAGCCAUCCUCUAUCGAGAAUCGCGCACACUUUGCGGUGAUUCACGUCGAGUCGAUUUUUCGUUCUGCACAUCUUAUUCCUGUGUACGGUACUGAACCACUCCCCUCGGUCAUCAAAUUUCACCACACCCUCGAUAUAUUCACCCUCUUCUAUGUGAACAAUCAUCAUGCGUUCGAAAUCGCUUCUUAA
Suillus paluster is the source of this 483-nucleotide messenger RNA. RefSeq lists its product as uncharacterized. Lineage: Eukaryota; Fungi; Basidiomycota; Agaricomycetes; Boletales; Suillaceae. The annotation marks the transcript as partial. The record is from RefSeq and is a predicted model, not a curated record. The transcript has a single exon.